AUGACUUCUAAAGUCGCCAUCGCCAACGCCGCCCCCGCCCCCGUCGCUGAAGUCGCUGACGUUCUUCAGUCUGUCUCCCUUUCGGCCCAUCGCGCCCCUCCCGUCACACACCACUCUCCCAUGCAGCUUGCCCGUCUCGCCUACACCCCGCGCAUCAGCCCCCUCUUGCGCACCCCCCGUGCCGUCACCUUCACGUCUGGUGAGCCGACCACCGCCUCGUAUGAUGUCGAAGUCAUUCAUUCUCAGUUCCCGCACCUUUUCGGACAGCCCGCCCUGCACUUUCAGCCCUCAGACCCGCUCUCUACUCCCCCGAAGAAGAAUAUUGCUGUUGUUCUAUCGGGUGGUCCAGCUCCGGGUGGCCAUAAUGUCAUCAGUGGCAUGUACGACUUCGUCAAGGAGCUUAACCCCGAAAGUAACAUGAUUGGCUUUCUUUCUGGUCCAGACGGCAUCCUCAAGAAUAAACACCUCAUACUCACCGAUGAGAUCGUUGGCCCGCACAGGAACCAGGGUGGUUUUCACAUGAUUGGCUCGGGCAGGACUAAGAUUGAGACCGAAGACCAGUUUGCCGCUGCCCGUGCCACUGCCAAGGCCCUUGAUCUUGAUGCCCUUCUCGUUAUCGGAGGGGAUGAUAGUAAUAGUAACGCUAUGAAGCUCGCUGAAGACUUCAAGGCCCAUGGUUUGAAGUGUGCUGUUAAUGGAGCCCCCAAGACUAUCGAUAAUGACCUCAGAAACGCUCAGGUCGAGGUUUCCUUCGGCUUCGACACCGCCAGCAAGUCAUACGCACAGAGUACCGCUUCGCUCGCCUUCGACGCCGUCUCAGCUGGGAAAGCCUAUCAUUUUGUUAGGGUAAUGGGUCGCUCCGCCUCGCAUAUCGCCCUGGAGUGUGCCCUGCAGGUCCAUCCCAACUUGUGCUUUAUCGGGGAGGAAGUUAAGCAGAACAAUAUCACCUUGGCUGACAUUGUUAAUCAGAUUGCCGACCUUGUCUGUGAACGUGCCGCUCUCGGUAAAAACUAUGGAAUCAUCGUCAUUCCGGAGGGCUUGGUUGAGUUCAUGCCGGACGUCGAGGCUCUCAUCGUAGACUUGAACGAGAUUCUGGCUACCUCGGAAACCCCUCUCACAUAUGACAAUUGCGCAUCUGCUCUCACAGAGGAGAACGCAAAGUUGUUCCGCAUGCUUCCCCCUGCCAUCGCUAAUCAACUCAUGCUUGAACGUGACCCUCACGGCAACGUCCAAGUCGCCAAGAUCGAGGCCGAACGCUUGCUGAUUAGCAUUGUUACGACCAUGCUUGCAGUACGCAAGAAGAAUGGCAAGUUUGACGGCAAGUUUAGCGGUGUGCCUCACUACCUCGGCUAUGAGGCUCGAUGCGCGCUACCGUCUAAUUUUGACGCCAACUACACCUACGGCCUUGGUCGAGUUGCUGCUGCAUUGUGUUGUAAUGAGAAAACGGGGUAUAUUGCGACCUUGUCGGGUCUCACCAAGAAACCCGAGGAAUGGAUCCCAGCUGGUUACCCGCUCACCAUGAUGAUGAACAUCGAGAGACGGCAUGGCAAGGAUGUCGCUGUCAUUAAGAAGAUGCUUGUCGAUCUAGACGGCAGCCCUUUCACGACGUUUGCGGAGAGCCGGGAUAGCUGGAGGUUAGCCGACAACUACCGAACUCCAGGAACAACUCAAUUCUGGGGACCACGUGCAGACGAUGUGAAUCUGUCUCUUGCGUUGGACGCUGAGGGAAAGACCAACUAA
Messenger RNA from Chondrus crispus (carragheen), 1740 nucleotides. RefSeq lists its product as hypothetical. The transcript has a single exon. Lineage: Eukaryota; Rhodophyta; Florideophyceae; Gigartinales; Gigartinaceae. The record is from RefSeq and is a predicted model, not a curated record. Gene Ontology annotation, cellular component: cytosol. Gene Ontology annotation, molecular function: diphosphate-fructose-6-phosphate 1-phosphotransferase activity; 6-phosphofructokinase activity; ATP binding. Gene Ontology annotation, biological process: glycolytic process; response to glucose; fructose 6-phosphate metabolic process. The coding region runs from base 1 to 1740 and encodes 579 amino acids.